Molecule: messenger RNA, 968 nt
Organism: Larimichthys crocea (large yellow croaker)
Lineage: Eukaryota; Metazoa; Chordata; Actinopteri; Sciaenidae
Product: leucine-rich melanocyte differentiation-associated protein
Exons: 5
Coding region: 176-787 (203 amino acids)
Molecular function (GO): protein binding
Source: RefSeq, a predicted model, not a curated record
AGCCAGGGUAUGAAAGAGGGCCUUUUACAUGAGCUGUGAGCACUUCUCAGAGGUUCGCAUGCACUGAAAAGAUACAGCAGAUCCUCUUCGGCUCGGUUUGAUCAUGACAUAAGCAUCUGACUUCUCUCCUAAUCUUCAUCAAUACAAGUGGUACUGAAGAGGUUAUACUGCUUUCAUGGAUCAUCAUACCUCAGGCCAACACAGUCAACCCAGCCACUCCUCAAGCUUUCAGUGGCUUUCUUUUGCUUACCAGGGCCUGACAGAGAUCCCCUAUGACACCAUUCUCACACAGACAGAAAGCCUGGAGGUGCUGGACCUCAGUUACAAUCUGCUGGAUGAGAACCCGGCUCUGCUGGGUCAGCUGGAGAGGCUCAGCACUCUGAUCCUGGACGGCAACAAGUACACAUCUCACAUCAAGUUCCCCUACAUGCCGAGCAUCACCACAGUGUGCAUCAACAAGAACAAGAUCAACAACCUGCCUGUGUUUGUGGAAGAGAUCCGACGAAAGUUCCCCAACAUGAAGAUCCUCAGUAUGAUGAACAAUGAAGCAGCGCCAAGCUACUUCAAUGGAGGAAGUCUGACCCAGUACACAGACUACAGACAGUACGUCAUCAGUCAGAUUCCAGGCCUGGAGAUCCUGGAUGACACAGAGGUCCUGGAGAAGGAGAGAGCCCAGGCUAGAAAAACCUACAGACUGCAGCAGAGCAGCCACGGCAGCAGAAAGAGGAAGGAGGACUCGUCAAAGAAACAUACUCACAUGCGAAAAAAAUCAAAUGCAGUCAUAUGACCAUAAAUAGGAUAUUGUUUUUUAAUCACUCAUAAAAUCACAACUUUAAUGUUACACUGUUAACAUAACACAGGUUGUCUAUUCUGUGUCUGCUUGUUUGAACAUAUAUUUAAAAAGUCAGGAUGUUUACACAGUUUAAUAUUCAGAUUCAUGUUUCAUAUAGAUGAAUUAUUAAAUUAAA